Hibiscus syriacus is the source of this 678-nucleotide messenger RNA. RefSeq names its product protein FATTY ACID EXPORT 7-like. Gene Ontology annotation, cellular component: membrane. The record is from RefSeq and is a predicted model, not a curated record. The transcript has 3 exons. NCBI's taxonomy places the organism in Eukaryota, Viridiplantae, Streptophyta, Magnoliopsida, Malvales, Malvaceae. The annotation marks the transcript as partial.
UCAAAAGCACCCACGAUCGUUACCAACACCUUCGGUUCCGAAAAGGGAGGAAUCGACAUCGAAAUUGACACGGGGAACGGAGGAGGGGACAAAUUUGACGACAGGAGCGGCGGCGGAGACGAUAGUGGGAGUAAAGGAGAAGGGGAGUUCUCGGACGACGGUGGGAAUAGAAAGAUGGCUUUGUCUAUGUCACAGAAAUGGACUCUUGGCUAUUCUCCUCUCGUCGGAGUGGGUGGUGCUAUGGGCUAUAUGAAGAGUGGCAGCCAGAAAUCGCUUGCGGCAGGAGGAUUGUCGGCCGCCGUGCUCUAUUAUGUUUAUACUCAGCUUCCCACAAAUCCAGUUUUCGCCUCAUCCAUUGGGCUUGGUAUAUCUGCUGCACUUUUGGGAGUGAUGGGCUCCCGUUUCAAGCGAUCGGGAAAAGUCUUCCCUGCUGGUGUUGUAUCAGUUGUGUCGCUUGUGAUGACAGGGGGCUACCUACAUGGCAUCAUGAGGAGUUUGCACUAGUGUGAAGCAGUAGUCAUGUUAUGCUUACACCACAUGGUAUUUUGGUAUAUAGCUAGCCAUGUAUAAUGCUUCGCUGUGUCUCGUAACUUUUUAAGUUGUGAACUUCUUUUAGACCAUCACCAUCGAGCAACGUGUUUCGGCACUCGGUUGCUUUUGUAUUUGAACGCCUUUUCC